Funneliformis mosseae is the source of this 134-nucleotide messenger RNA. The record is from the annotation of a GenBank genome assembly. NCBI's taxonomy places the organism in Eukaryota, Fungi, Glomeromycota, Glomeromycetes, Glomerales, Glomeraceae.
CUAUGCUUUUUACAGCUAAAUUGAUCUUUUCAGCUGCAAUAUAUUGUGAUUUAGCAUUUGGUGAUAAUGUUGUAAUGUCAAUAAAUCUAAUAAACUAUCUUAGAGUAUUUGGAGUUCUUGAAGUGAAAGUUUGA